CCUGCAGACAAGCCUGAUGACUACGAGUACUACGAUGAGUACACGCAACCGGAGCAGGACUCCUUCCCCCAGCAGCAGCCCUCUGAGGACCCUGACUGGUUUGAGGCAUUUUUUGGCUACAGCGAUACCAGAAAAGCAGACCCAUGCUCCUCCAACCCCUGCAAGAACAAUGGUAGGUGUGAAAACAGAGGAAGCAGCUUCAGCUGCCUCUGCCCUGAGCCGUAUGCUGGGACUACGUGCGAGAAAGUGAAGGACAUCUGUUUGGAGAAGAGGUGCCAUGGGGGAGACUGCCUGAUUACAUUAACCCCACCUUAUUUUCAGUGCAGCUGCAAUCACCCCUACAAGACACCCGACUGCCAACAAGCAUCUUCACCGUGCAGACCAAACCCGUGCAAAAAUGGAGGUACCUGCGUACGGCACAGAAUCAGAUCGAAAUUCACCUGCAAGUGCCCCGAACUUUUCAGAGGGAGAUUCUGUGAGAUCGGACUGGAUGACUGUUAUGAAGAGGCCUCCCCUAAGUACAGAGGAAGAGUGAACCAAGCAGUGAAUGGCAAGACCUGCCUGCACUGGAAUUCCCAUGUUCUCUUGGACUACCCUAUUAAUGCCUUUAUGGAGGACGCUGACUCUUAUGGCAUCGGUGAACAUAACUUCUGCAGGAACCCCGAUGAGGAUGAAAAACCCUGGUGCUACGUCAAAAAAAAUCACAAAGUGGAAUGGGACUUCUGUGAUAUUUCACCCUGCUCAGGAACAGCUGAAGAGAGCCCACAGCCAACAGACAGCCCAAUAGACCCACCUGGAUCAAAUGAAAUAUUCAAAACAUGUGGACAACCAGAAAUUCAAAGCACACUCAAGAGGAUCUAUGGUGGAGCUAAGACUACAGCUGGCAAACAUCCCUGGAUGGCAUCUCUGCAGAUAAAGACUUCAAAAAGGAGCAGACAUUUCUGUGGUGGAGUGCUAAUCAAAGCAUGCUGGGUUCUUACUGCUGGGCACUGCAUUGAACAACCAACAGAAAAUCUCCAAGUAGCCCUUGGAAAGCAAGACCUCAAGAAGAGAGAGCAUCAAGAGCAAAUAUUUGAUGUGGAGAAGAUCAUCGUGCAUUACAAAUACAGAGAGAAGGACGGCGUCCCACACAAUGAUAUUGCACUACUUAAAUUGAAGCCAGUUGAUGGUCACUGUGCAGUGGAAACAAAGUAUGUGAAAACAGCAUGUCUGCCUAACUUCUCCUUUCCUGUUGGGACUGACUGCUUCAUUUCUGGAUGGGGCGUGACAGAGACAGAUGAAGUACCCCGUCAGCUGUUAGAUGCCAAUGUCAAGCUGAUUUCUCAGAGGAAAUGCAAUGCACCCAGAGCAUAUGAUCACGUACUGGAUGAAAGCAUGUUUUGUGCAGGAAAUCUUCAGAGACCCAGAGCUGAUUCUUGUCAGGGAGACUCCGGAGGCCCGCUAACUUGUGUAGAAAAUGGCUCCUACUAUGUAUACGGCCUUGUGAGCUGGGGUGAUAAGUGUGGGUUAAAAAACAAGCCAGGAAUUUAUACCCAGGUGACAACAUUUCUCAGUUGGAUCAAGUCCAAAAUUCGGUCUGAGUCAAGGUCACUUCAUUAG
Messenger RNA from Fulmarus glacialis (Northern fulmar), 1599 nucleotides. RefSeq names its product hyaluronan binding protein 2 (gene HABP2). The record is from RefSeq and is a predicted model, not a curated record. The annotation marks the transcript as partial. The transcript has 11 exons. Gene Ontology annotation, biological process: blood coagulation; proteolysis. NCBI's taxonomy places the organism in Eukaryota, Metazoa, Chordata, Aves, Procellariiformes, Procellariidae. Gene Ontology annotation, molecular function: calcium ion binding; serine-type endopeptidase activity.